Molecule: messenger RNA, 852 nt
Organism: Ornithodoros turicata
Lineage: Eukaryota; Metazoa; Arthropoda; Arachnida; Ixodida; Argasidae
Exons: 1
Coding region: 1-852 (283 amino acids)
Source: RefSeq, a predicted model, not a curated record
AUGGUAUCCCACACAUGUGUUAAGGAGGCAAGUACAACAGGUGUGGCAGAAACAUCUUCUCAUUCUGUAGGCCCUGAUGGCCGUACAUGCGUCUUUUUGGAUUAUGACAGUGCAUUUGCCACCAAGAGAGCACUUCUUAACUUGUGUGGUGUUAACGAAGCAGUAUUUGCUUUACUUUCGAGCUUACUACCACUAGCAAGAGAAAGGUCUGCCAAUUUGACGCUCGAAAACAAGCUUCUAAUAUUUCUGAUGAAAAUGAAACGUGGCAUAUCGUUCCGUGUACUUGGAGUACAGUUUGGCAUGCACGAGACUACAGCUUCAAGAAUAUUUCAUGCCGUCCUGGGCAUACUGAGCCAUGCAACCCUCAGCUGGAUACACAAACCAUCCCUUGAAACCAUCUGUGCAACAUCGCCACCAUGUUUUCGGGAGCAUUAUCCAGACUGCACAAUGAUAGUUGACUGCACAGAGGUGAAGACUGAAGCCCCGCCCGAGAUACGACAAAAACAUAACCUCUUCUCAUCCUACAAAAACGGCUACACCCUGAAGUUUCUGGUUGCAAUUGCACCAAAUGGCAUGGUUAUAUUCAAGUCCGCAGCCUUUGGUGGUCAGUGUACAGAUACAGAUAUUACAGUUCGCUCAGGUUUUAUGACCCUGGUCAGUGCUGGUGACAUCAUUUUAGCUGAUAAGGGCUUCCCUGGCAUUCGUGCAAGUGUCACUGAGACGAAUGCUACUCUACUCAUGCCGCCCUUCUCAUGUGGGAACAUUCCAUUCACACCAGAAGAAAUUGAUGAUGUGUAUCAUAUUUCUAAUGUGAGAGUACACGUGGAGCGUGCCAUUCAGAGGCUGAAAUGA